Molecule: messenger RNA, 3227 nt
Organism: Carassius gibelio (silver crucian carp)
Lineage: Eukaryota; Metazoa; Chordata; Actinopteri; Cypriniformes; Cyprinidae
Product: nuclear receptor ROR-alpha B
Exons: 13
Coding region: 421-2085 (554 amino acids)
Biological process (GO): regulation of transcription by RNA polymerase II
Cellular component (GO): nucleus
Molecular function (GO): RNA polymerase II cis-regulatory region sequence-specific DNA binding; zinc ion binding; nuclear receptor activity
Source: RefSeq, a predicted model, not a curated record
GCGCGAGCGCGGCGCGAGCCGGAGGCCACUCGGUCGAUUUAUGCAACAAGUGUCUGUCCGUUUCUCUCUUCCUCCAACUCUCUCCACGACCGCUGAACGAUUAGUCUUUCCCUUUGAAAUGUCAGUCACGCACGUUAGUUACUUUCAAACGACAGCCGAGGGGAGAAACGUGUUGACAUAAACCUUGUUUGUUUAUAGACAAAACGCGGCCAACUUUUAGGGAAUAAUUGAAGAUGGCGAUGUGCUUUUUAAAACGUUUGCGGCGUCCCGGUCGUUAAAGUGUCAGCAGUUGUCAUUUUCCUUUUGUUUUAGUUAUCUUAAGUUGGUUUUUAGAUUAAUUAGUUUAAUUUAGUUACAACUAACCACAAAUUCUAUUCGGUAAAGAGGUGUUUUGGCGGACAGAGUUUUGACUGGAAAGUAAUGGAAAAUGAUGAGCCUGCAUCACCGGACCCGAUCCAUGACAGCACUCAGAGUAAUAGAGGAAGUCCAGUGCACAAGAAAUCUCAUCUAACUCAGAUUGAGGUGAUCCCAUGUAAGAUCUGUGGAGACAAGUCAUCCGGGGUUCAUUAUGGAGUUAUCACUUGUGAGGGCUGCAAGGGCUUCUUCCGCAGAAGUCAGUCCUCCAGUGUGCAGUACUCCUGCUCCAGACAGAGCAACUGUCCUAUUGACCGCGCCAGCCGCAACCGCUGCCAGAGCUGCCGUCUCAAAAAAUGUGUCGCUCAGGGAAUGAGCCGUGAUGCGGUGAAGUUUGGCCGGAUGUCUAAGCGCCAGAGAGACUCUCUGUUUGCAGAAGUUGAGAGACACCGGCAGCAGCAGCGUCUUCAGGCCAACUCAGUCCAUGAGCCCCAGCCUCUUCCAGCCUACCGAUCCAGCAAAGAGCCCAGAGAACAGUCAUCACAUCUCAUCCCACCUCUUCCUCCAGCUUACCCUUACUCUGUAGAGCCUGAACUGCAAGGCUGCCCUCCAGAGAUGCAUCCAUACCUGGAUUGUCGCAUAGGCGAGGCCCAGGCUCAGAGUCUGGCCUACAGGGGCUCCCACAGGAGAGGUGACAGCAACAGCUUGUCAGCUGGGAGAGGAUAUGACUCCACAAGGUCUACACCGGAGGCUAUUCUGAACAUGAGCGGUAGUGAAAUGGGCAUUCGUCCUUUUGACCCUGAGAGCUCGUUCUUUUCUUACCCCGCAUCUCUACACAUAGGACACAAAUUAAAAUAUUUCGAUGCCUUCCGAGAGCUCUCUGAGCCUCCCAUAGACAGCAAGGAUCCUUACAUGAUCAAGAUUCAGAAUUGUGUCCUGAAGAUGAGUGAAGGUCUUACAGUUUUGGAACGACAUGAGGAGGAGCUCUCUGCAAGUAUCGUUCGUUCCCACAGAGAGACGACUCAGUAUCGACCGGAGGAGCUGCAGGCUCUCAGAUGGAAGGUUUUCAGCAGGGAGGAGAUCCACGCUUACCAGAGCAAAUCGGUGGAUGAGAUGUGGCAGCACUGUGCGGUGCGUUUGACCGAUGCUGUUCAGUACGUGGUGGAGUUUGCUAAACGUAUCCCCGGAUUUCGUCAGCUUUGUCAAAAUGAUCAAAUUGCUCUCCUCAAGAGUGGGUCCAUGGAAGUGGUUCUGGUCCGGAUGAGUCGGAUGUUUAACACAGAAAACAACACAGUAUUCUUUGACGGCAAAUUUGCUGGAACAGAACUUUUCAAAUCCCUUGCAUGUAGUGAUCUGAUAGCUGCUGUAUUUGAAUUUGCUCACAAUCUGUGUGUGCUGAGACUGACUGAACAGCAGAUGGCCGUGUUCACUGCGCUGGUCCUCCUCAAUGCAGUAGAUCGACCGUGUCUGGAGGACAGAGAACGAGUGCAGAGAGCCAGGAGAGAUGUGGGGCUUGCCCUCAGUCACAUUCUGCACAGAGAUAAUCAGGAGAGUCUGCAGCAUAAGCUGUUUCAAAGAGUCCAGGAGCUGGAGUCUCUGUGUGCACUGCACAUUGAGAAACUGCGAUGGUUCCGGCAGCUUUACCCUCUCACGGUGCAUUCCCUCUUCCCUCCGCUAUACAAAGAGCUGUUCGGCUCUGACACAGAUACACAGACACUGACUACUCAUUGAACACACACACACAGGCACAUUUCAUUUGCAAAUGUAGACACCACACACAGUUACAUAUAGUGUAUGCAAUCUAGAUCUAAAUAUAUAAUAUACCUGCUGAAGAAAUAAAAUAUAUUUUUGUAACUCUCAGAAGGACAGAAAAUGAUAUAAAUAGACGAAUGCAUUUAUUUUUUUCAAAUUCUUUUUUGUAGGCCAGAAGCAAAAUAUUACUACAAAUGCAGUUUGAGUAUUCUUAAAUGUUUUUUUUUUUGUUUUUUUUGUCUGCGGAUGUAUUUGAAUGUUUUUGAAGUUGUUGAUGAUCCUAGCUGGAGUAAAGGAGCAUUAGCUCUCAUCGUUAGAAUGUGAUUUCUAAAGCUGAUCAGUUUUGAGACCAGCAAACAGCAGAUUACAAAUGAUAUUUGCAGAUCUCAGAGCUUCAUUAACAACAUUAGAGUUCCUCCUUCUGACCUCCUGCUUGAUUUCUCUGACAGUACAGACAGAGACAUGAAUGCUUAAUGACUUCUGCUACUCAUAGCCUAUUACAUUAUUGCAUUAAUUUAAAUAUGAUCUAUUUUGAUACCUUGUGUAUCAGCUUUUUUGUACUACCCUAGCACUUACAAUGCUUAUCUUUCAUUCAUGGAUGAUGUUUUUGAAUUCACCAUUCCCUUCAAACAGACCAUCUUAAGACAUGUCUUUGGAUUUUCUCUGUUUAUUUAAUCAUUUGAAGAAUUAUCAGACAGAUUUGACAAUAUUUAUGCUCAAAGGUCUAAAAAUGUAUUGAAUACUUUCAUGGAAUAAAAUAUAAUGCUCUUAUUCAAUAGGCUUGUGUAGAAAUUUAGAUUGACAACAGUUCUAUUUUGUCUUAAUUGCAGUUUAAUUUUUGGAAAUCUAUAAACAAAUGUCCAUAUGAUUAUUUGCAGCAGUAUGUGUGCUUUAUACAGUAAAUCUGUAUUUAUCAGAAGUCUCUGUGCAUUUUGUUUUCUGGCGCAGUUUCUGUUCCAUGUUGUGUUCUGCGUUAACUUUAACUUAUCACUCACACAGUGGAUGAAACCCUGCUAUUCUUUUGAUUCUGUUCUGUUUUGGAGCAUAAAUACUUGUUUGCUACUGUAUGUGAUGUGUUGCUUUGCAGAAAAGGCCUAAAAUAAACUUCUGAAAAGUAUAAA